AUGGAUUUGCGCACCAUCAUGAACACGGAGAGCGCUGGCAACUCCAGCGCUCCCUCCCAACCACAUCCGUCGCCAUCUCAAGCGCCUCGCGAUUCCUCCGACCCCAUCUAUCCUCCGCGCGACCAGCUGCCAUCCUCAUCCUCCUAUCCGUCAGCCUUUGCCGGCCCUCCGCCGCCGCAACGAUCUCACGCAUCCCCCGAGCGCUCUUCCUCCUACGGCUCUCUUCAAUCGCCUUACCAAUAUCGUCCCUCUCCGGCCAUAAUUUCGGGCGCGCCAUCCCAACGAGCUCCGACCCCUCCUCCCUACGGUGCCUCCGUCUCGCGUGACUCCUUCGCCGCGUCCGUCGCUUACAAUCAACAGCAACAGCAGCAGCAGCAGCAGCAGCAGUCCCCCGUCGCUCAACAACGGUCGCAAUCCAUCCAGUCUGUUUUAACCCCCUAUUCCCAUUCCUCCAACUCAUUCCAUCCCAGGGAAAGUUCCCCGACAGGCGCUGCACAACCUUACCCGUCGCAACAUUUCUCCCCUCCGGCACAAGGAUCGCUACCGAAUACGCCACGAGGGUCUGCUGCUGCUAUCUACGCCCACCAAUCACCCCAAUCCUCGGUUCGUCCUCAAUCUUCAGGUCGUGACUCUCUUUCGAAUCGAGCUUCCAGUCCGUGGGUGGGCCCGGACGCUGCCGCUGCCGCCAUGCACGUGUCGCCCUCCACCGCGGCGCGGUCAUCGCGAGCAGAAUCAAGAACACUAGACCAAACUCCGCGCAAACACAGUUCAACCUCAGAAAGAAGGGAGUCAGACGAAAGUGUGAGCCCCAGAACUACCUUCCCUCCAGGGGCACGUCCCGAGGCAACUACGGCACGUCCCGACCAGACCGCUUUAUCGCAGCCAGAACACGUUGAGAAUGGAACUAUAAUAAAGGAGGGCCAACCUACGAACCCAAGUCUUCCCACACAACAGCAACACAUCAACAGUUCCCCCUCGUCGAGAAUGUCCAUCACAAAGGAAUCGUCUGUGGAGGAUUCGGCGCCCCAGUGGGCCCAAAAAGCUAGAGUGGCUUCAGACCCGAAAAUCACGUCGAGCCCGCAACAGCCCAAACGAAAACGGCGAAGGCUCAACGAACCGCCUAUCUACGCCCAAAGAUGUGCUCGCUCGAAAGGAAGAUGUCCCCCAAUCCCAAAGCCACACCCGCCUAUUCCUAAACACGCAAGAGACUCGCCAGCAAACCCCUGGAUCGUGCGCCAACGCGCCGUGUCCUCCGCGCAGGGAGCUGUGGCUGCUGCUGUUGCUCCUCCAGUCAAAGUAAAAGGGGAAUCCACGCCCGUGAAUGGACCUUCGACGCCGCAGCGACCAUCCGAACCUCCACAGGUCGGUAGCUUGGGGCCAUGGGAGCCGUCUAUCACGGGUUUUAUCCCGCACGAGGAGGUCACCAAAAUUGUCGCCGAUUUCCUUUUCCAACACGUCGUGCUCCGAAAUGACGCCAUUGCAGCCCCUGCUGGGGCGGCUGCUGCCGGUCAAAUGCCUAUCAUUGAGGUGGAAGCCAAAUUGGGUCAGCUCAUCGACAUGGAUCGCGGGGAACGAAUGGUUCUGCCAAUCUUGACUGAGAGUGUUGUAAACAAGGAUAAUCCGCGCUUCAGGACUGCUUUUGAAAGCACCAUGACUGUGGCGCAACACCGAGCCAUGAAUAAUUUCCUCAACGAAGCGGUCAAGAUGUCCAUGCCCCAAUCAAAUCAAGGCCGCAUCCCACUUUCAUACGCCCACAAAAAGGAAAGGGAUACUUUCUACGAAGUAUCCCCCAACGAGCUUCCGCCAGUCAUCCGACAGAACCUCAAUCCGCGUCACAAACCCAAGGUGCGUGUAACCGUCGACCAGCGAACGGGCGAAGUCCUCGCAAAGAUCGUCAAAUGCCGCAUCGCCGACCUCGACGUACACAGCCCUCGCACCUGCGUCGACUGGCGAAUCAGCGUCAACCUCGAAAUGAGCUACGACGGCGAUGUCAGUAACCUGCCCGUCGCCGACGGAAGGGGUGGUCGUGGCGGCGACCGGAACAAAGAUCGUAUGAGUUAUCGACAUCUAGCAUAUCAAAUCGAUCUAACCCAGGUUGCGAAAUCAGAGCCCCCAGUCAAAGGCGAAUUUGAACACGAACUCGAAGUCGAAAUCUCCGCCGCCGAAAUCCGCCGCCAAGGCCAAAUGGCUAUGACGGGGGAUCCCAAAAACCAGUAUGAAGAAUUGAUCAAGGGUUUCGUGGAUAAUGUCCGUGUUCUGGCACGAGCCGUACCGCCAUAG
Aspergillus vadensis CBS 113365 is the source of this 2280-nucleotide messenger RNA. RefSeq names its product putative mRNA capping nucleoside-triphosphatase (gene triA). The transcript has 3 exons. The record is from RefSeq and is a predicted model, not a curated record. Gene Ontology annotation, molecular function: polynucleotide 5'-phosphatase activity. Gene Ontology annotation, biological process: polynucleotide 5' dephosphorylation; 7-methylguanosine mRNA capping. Gene Ontology annotation, cellular component: mRNA capping enzyme complex. NCBI's taxonomy places the organism in Eukaryota, Fungi, Ascomycota, Eurotiomycetes, Eurotiales, Aspergillaceae. The coding region runs from base 1 to 2280 and encodes 759 amino acids.